Stegodyphus dumicola is the source of this 929-nucleotide messenger RNA. RefSeq names its product cytochrome P450 2C38-like. Gene Ontology annotation, molecular function: iron ion binding; steroid hydroxylase activity; heme binding. Gene Ontology annotation, cellular component: intracellular membrane-bounded organelle; cytoplasm. NCBI's taxonomy places the organism in Eukaryota, Metazoa, Arthropoda, Arachnida, Araneae, Eresidae. The record is from RefSeq and is a predicted model, not a curated record. Gene Ontology annotation, biological process: xenobiotic metabolic process.
GUUGCACUGGAUCUUAUGGUUUAAGUGCGAGGAACAUGAUAUUUAACAAAGAAAGUUUAUAUAUGGCCAUGUCACCUAAAACCCGUGAAGUUACCAAAGCAAGAGAUUUCAUCUGGAAGAUAACUAAUACUUUCAUAGAAGAACAUAUACAUUCAUUUGAUCCGAGUAAUGUACGAGAUUAUAUAGAUGUUUAUCUCUAUAAACGAAAUGAACUUCUUAAGAGUGGUAAACUGAAUGAAACCUCUUUCUCAAUGGAAAGACUGCAAGGCAACUGCUUAAAUAUCUUCUUCGAAGGCAUAGAAUCUGUAAGCAUCGCUGCCACGGGUUUGUUAACAGAGCUAAGCAAGCAUCUGGAUGUUCAAAGAAAAGUCCAAAAAGAAGUAGAUAACAUAAUAGGAAGAGACCGACUACCCUCGUGGACGGAUCGACAAAACUUACCAUAUCUUGAUGCCACUAUGUACGAGUUAUAUAGAGUAGCAUCACCUUUUCUUAUUUCCACACAGCUUUCGAACUUCGAGGAAACCACUAUCAAAGGUUACAGAAUUCCCCGUCGCAGCAGCAUUAUAGCAAAUUUUUGGACGUUAAAUAUUGAUCCUGAAGUUUAUCCGGAACCGGAAAAGUUCAACCCUGGGAGAUUCUUAAGCGCUGAAGGCAAAAGAAUCAAAUCUGACACACCACAUGCUUUCGGAAUAGGAAAGCGGGCGUGCAUUGGAGAAUCUUUAGCACAGUUAGAAAUUUUUCUCAUCUGUGCAUCACUUCUUCAAAAUUUUGAGCUGCACCCAGGAGACAGUGACAAGACUUUGAAACUUCUACCGAGAUAACAGCAUUUACACCGAAGUCUGAAUUAGCAAGAAGAAUGGAGCUGAAUGAAGAAACCAUUCUGAGCAAAAUUGAUGGUUUACAAUAAAAUCAUUAUUAUUCAAAAUAAA